Molecule: messenger RNA, 1182 nt
Organism: Heterobasidion irregulare TC 32-1
Lineage: Eukaryota; Fungi; Basidiomycota; Agaricomycetes; Russulales; Bondarzewiaceae
Exons: 11
Coding region: 31-1050 (339 amino acids)
Molecular function (GO): oxidoreductase activity
Source: RefSeq, a predicted model, not a curated record
CGAGUUCGUACUCGACAAUUUCUAACAAGCAUGCCUAACCAAAAGAGUGCAAUUAACAUCGUCAUGGGCGCCAUGACAUUUGGCGCACCUGGAACAGAGGGUGCCCGCGUUCACGACCUGAAGGAUGUCGAGGCCAUCCUAGACGUGUUUCAGAAACACGGGCAUAUAGAGGUUGAUACGGCUCGCACGUACUGCAGCGGUACGAGCGAAGAGUACCUCGGCAAAAUCGACUGGAAGGGCCGUGGUCUCAAGAUGGAGACCAAAUUGUACCCGAACGUCAGACCCGGCGUCGCGAUCGAUUCCACACGAGAAGCCAUCUCGCACACGCCAGAGAGCUUGCGCAAGAACCUCGAACGCUCUCUGAAAGCUUUGAACACCGACUCACUGGAAAUGUGGUACCUCCAUGGGCCUGACCGGACCACACCAUACGAAGUUACUCUGAAAACUGUCAACGACUUGCACAAAGAAGGCCUCUUCAAGCGGUUUGGCAUCAGCAACUAUGCGGCUUGGGAAGUUGCGGAGAUCGUAGGAAUUUGCCGUGCCAACGGCUAUAUACAACCGACUGCAUACCAAGGAAUCUACAAUGCCAUUCAUCGUGGCGUGGAGCCCGAACUAUUCCCCUGCUUGCGAAAAUUUGGGAUCAGUUUCUAUGAGUUUAACCCUUUGGGCGGAGGCUUCUUCACAGGUCGAUACACCUCCAUUCAAGACCAAGUCGAAGAAGGCGCGCGCUUUGACCCCAACAGAGGUCAAGGAAAGAACUACCGCAGUAGGUACUGGAACGAGCCGUACUUCAAGGCGAUCGAGUCUAUCCGCGCCGUGGCGGAUAAGCAUGGGCUGACGAUGGCCGAGAUCGCGCUACGCUGGAUCUCGCAUCACAGCCUGCUGAAGCGUGCGCACGGCGACGCGAUCCUCAUCGGUGCGUCGAGCUUGAAUCAUAUUGAGCAAAACCUCGUCGAUUUGGAGAAGGGGCCGCUGCCGGACGAAGUCGUGAGCGCUCUAGACGAUGCGUGGUUCUCGGUCAAGCUGUAUGCGACGAACUAUUGGCACUGAGUAUGGAGCCAUGGUCAGAUCUUUAAUUGAAUGUAGCGGCGAGACAUGCAUUUGUAUCGAGAGAGAAAGCAUUUUUAUUUGGUUCUACUAGACUUUGAAUGACGGAAAAAUAAGAGCAGUCAUGUUUCAUCG